Molecule: messenger RNA, 6556 nt
Organism: Mesocricetus auratus (golden hamster)
Lineage: Eukaryota; Metazoa; Chordata; Mammalia; Rodentia; Cricetidae
Gene: Adarb1
Product: adenosine deaminase RNA specific B1
Exons: 12
Coding region: 420-2621 (733 amino acids)
Biological process (GO): adenosine to inosine editing; RNA processing
Cellular component (GO): nucleolus; cytoplasm
Molecular function (GO): tRNA-specific adenosine deaminase activity; double-stranded RNA binding; double-stranded RNA adenosine deaminase activity
Source: RefSeq, a predicted model, not a curated record
CUGAGGCAGAGGCUGAGGCAGCGGCUGAGGCUGAGGUGGCUGAGGCUGAGGCGGCGGCGAGGGGGCUCCUGGCCGGGGCCGCGGGGCCAGCCGAGCCCGGCGCAGCGCCCAGAAGCCGGACCCCGGCAGCCGGCGGGCGCAGCGUGACCCGAGAUCGAAGUUUGCCAAGGUGGGCAUGGAGAACUCAAGGUGUGGCUAAAGGAGCACAUCAGCCCAGGACAUCACACUUGCUGCUUCAGUACCGCUGAGCUGCGCUCUCAUUUUGUCCUGAAGGAGUCUGGCCUCAGGAUUUAAGCCAAGAUAAAAACGAAACACAUUCAAGACAGAAGUGGUCUCCGCCAGUCAAGAAACCCUCAAAAGCAUUUUACCAUGGAUAUAGAAGAUGAAGAGAACAUGACGUCUUCCACAGGGCUGCGGGCAUGGGGCCACAGACACACCGACGAUUCCUCCCUUGGCAUUGUUCUCUGAUCCUGCAACGAAGGCGUUGUAAGUUACUCUUUCUGGGCACCACAGGUUCCAGCAGCACUGAUGUUAAGGAAAACCGCAAUCUGGACAACAUGCCCCCCAAGGACAGCAGCACACCUGGGCCUGGCGAGGGUAUCCCGCUCUCCAACGGGGGUGGUGGUAGCACCAGCAGGAAGCGGCCCCUGGAGGAGGGCAGCAAUGGCCACUCCAAGUACCGCCUGAAGAAGCGAAGGAAAACACCAGGGCCUGUUCUGCCCAAGAACGCCCUGAUGCAGCUGAACGAGAUCAAACCUGGCUUACAGUACAUGCUGCUAUCCCAGACAGGGCCCGUGCAUGCACCUCUGUUUGUCAUGUCUGUGGAGGUGAAUGGGCAGAUCUUUGAGGGCUCUGGUCCUACAAAGAAAAAGGCAAAACUCCAUGCUGCUGAGAAGGCCCUGAGGUCUUUUGUCCAGUUUCCUAAUGCCUCUGAGGCCCAUCUGGCCAUGGGAAGGACCCUGUCUGUGAACACUGACUUCACGUCUGACCAAGCCGACUUCCCUGACACACUCUUCAACGGCUUCGAGACUCCAGACAAGUCAGACCCACCCUUCUACGUAGGCUCCAAUGGAGAUGACUCCUUCAGCUCGAGUGGAGACGUUAGCCUGUCAGCCUCCCCAGUACCUGCCAGCCUCACCCAGCCUCCUCUGCCCAUCCCACCACCAUUCCCACCCCCAAGUGGGAAGAAUCCUGUGAUGAUCUUGAAUGAACUGCGCCCAGGGCUGAAGUAUGACUUCCUCUCUGAGAGCGGGGAGAGCCAUGCCAAGAGCUUUGUCAUGUCCGUGGUGGUAGAUGGCCAGUUCUUUGAGGGCUCAGGGAGAAACAAGAAGCUCGCCAAGGCCCGGGCUGCACAGUCUGCCUUGGCUACUGUCUUCAAUUUGCACUUGGACCAAACACCGUCUCGUCAGCCUGUUCUCAGUGAGGGUCUUCAGUUGCACUUGCCACAGGUAUUGGCAGAUGCUGUCUCACGCCUGGUCCUGGGUAAGUUCAGUGACCUGACAGACAACUUUUCCUCCCCCCACGCACGAAGGAAAGUGCUUUCUGGAGUAGUGAUGACCACAGGUACAGACGUCAAAGACGCCAAGGUGAUAAGUGUUUCAACAGGGACGAAAUGUAUCAACGGUGAAUACAUGAGUGACCGUGGCCUUGCACUAAACGACUGUCAUGCAGAGAUAAUCUCCCGAAGGUCCCUGCUCAGGUUUCUUUACGCACAGCUUGAGCUUUAUUUAAAUAACAAGGAAGACCAGAAAAAGUCCAUCUUUCAAAAGUCAGAACGGGGUGGGUUCCGGCUGAAGGAUACUGUACAGUUCCACCUGUACAUCAGCACCUCACCCUGUGGAGACGCCAGAAUAUUCUCUCCCCAUGAGCCAGUGCUAGAGGGUAUGACGCCAGAAACUCACCAGCUGACAGAACCAGCUGAUAGACAUCCGAAUCGCAAAGCAAGGGGACAGCUACGGACAAAAAUAGAAUCUGGUGAAGGGACAAUCCCUGUGCGCUCAAAUGCCAGUAUCCAAACCUGGGACGGGGUGCUCCAGGGGGAACGACUGCUCACCAUGUCCUGCAGCGACAAGAUAGCACGCUGGAACGUGGUGGGCAUCCAGGGGUCCCUGCUCAGCAUUUUUGUAGAGCCCAUCUACUUCUCCAGCAUCAUCUUGGGCAGCCUGUACCAUGGUGACCACCUCUCCAGGGCCAUGUACCAGCGGAUCUCCAACAUAGAGGACCUGCCGCCACUCUACACCCUCAACAAGCCCCUGCUCAGCGGCAUCAGCAAUGCAGAGGCACGGCAGCCAGGGAAGGCACCAAACUUCAGUGUCAACUGGACAGUGGGUGACUCUGCCAUAGAGGUCAUCAAUGCCACAACAGGGAAGGAUGAAUUAGGCCGCCCAUCCCGCCUGUGUAAGCACGCGUUGUACUGUCGCUGGAUGCGUGUACACGGCAAGGUUCCCCCCCACCUGCUGCGCACCAAGAUCACUAAGCCCACUACAUACCACGAGUCCAAGCUGGCAGCGAAGGAGUACCAGGCUGCCAAGGCACGUCUGUUCACUGCCUUCAUCAAGGCGGGGCUGGGCGCCUGGGUGGAGAAGCCCACAGAGCAGGACCAGUUCUCUCUCACUCCCUGAGCCAGGCGGGUGCCAAGCACAGAGUGCGAGGCUGCAGUGCCGAGUCGUCCCCCAGAGCCUUGCAUCUGAACUGGGACAGGUGUGCACCUUGGAGAGGGCAUGGGGAGUCUGGGGGAGCCACUGGACAUCAAGCACCAUCCCCAGCAGCUCUCACCCCAACAGGGCAGCAUGGGGACGUAGGGUGCGGGGCACCUCACAUGUGAAUGGGGAUCAGGUGCACAGUGGGGGUGCAUGAGGGGCACAGGGGCCCAUCGCCACCCUUGCCACACAUUUCCCCUCUUGAGCUACCCAGUGACCGCUUUAUAUCUCAGUUUACAUUAGACGUUGAGUUCUACUGAGUAGGGCUUCCUAAGGAUAGGAAAAUAGAAAUUACAUUGUGUGAGAUUCUUGAAUAAAUAAUUUAUUCAGAGCUAGGAAUGAGAUUUAUAAAAUAAGAAGUAAUUAUGUCAGGUCACUUUUAUGCCACAUUAUUUUAAUUGCAAAAGGAAAAAAACGUUGUGUGUGGAAGAGCGCGAGAGAUAGAGGUGGGAAGAGAACCCCACACGCCCAUCUACGCGUGGCCGCUCCUCUCCAUAGGUCCUUCACAGCUAGGUCCUCACAGUAGGUUUUAACAGCUCUCCUGGGGUGACCCAGCAUGAUACAGUGUGACCCUGGCAUACACCAGCCCUGCAGCAGGGAUGCUGUGUCCUGCAGAGUCAUGACCUAGGACCUGCUGCCUUGCCUGCCUCUAGAAACAUCCAUGCCCCUGGUUAGGCUCAGAUCAUGGAGAACUCGACUUGCUUCUAAAUAACUGAAGAUCAAAUGUGUCCAUAGCCUGUGUUGGCUGGUCAUCAUUUGGGGUUUUAACCAUGUAGGUCUUGUGGCCUAGAAGAGUAAAAUAUGGCUGCUAUGCACACAGAGCACACAGCCUUCCCUCUGCUCCUUCUUUGGGAUCUGGUAGGUUGGAACCACUGACUACUCAGAAAGCUUCACGGGAUGGAAAGAGUUAUUUAACCAGGUACCAUUCUUGGAGCAUGCCAGGUAAGGCAUAUUAUUAAGUUAUUCCUUCCAGCUUUAUCAGACACACGUUUGAAAAAUAAAACAUUCAGGUUGAAGCUGGUGAGACAGUAUGAGGCCAGAAUGCUGCAGACCAGACAUUGGUGUCACGACAGGCAGGCCUGGGUGCUAUCAGCUUCUUGUGGCUGAGCCCCAAGAUGCUUCUCAGCACCCUUUAGGCACAGGGUGGCCCCCAGGGCCCUGGAGUGGACCACCUGGACCUCCUGUGCUCAGACUUGCCCCAGGUGCCUUGUUGUUUCCACUCAGGAUUAGGGAGGAGGAGGGGGAGGAGGGGGCUGUGGCUGUCAAUUCAAUGUGCCAGCCUGGUCCAGCAGGUUGCUCCGAAGAGCCUCAGGGCCAUGAGCAGAGAAGGUGCGGAUUCAUCCCACAGCACACAUCCACUACAGCUGAAUCUAGAGCACUGGCAGCUGUAUGGCUCUGCGCUGUUCAACCAGGUGUUUGUGUCCUUGACACGCUGAGGAAAACCAGAACAAAAGCGUAGCCACUGUCAGUUCCACCAGAUUCCCAGCAGACCUCAAGAGGCUGUGUGUUGUUGCUUACAUGAGAUCUACUCGUGUCCCCAUCUCGGGAGCCCUGUCUGUGUCUCUCAUCCUGUGGGGCUUGACCCUCAUGGCAUGAAGGUCCUACCAGAACUCCCUAGUGACAUGUGUUACCACAGACAUCUCCAACUCACCCCCUGCCCUCCUGACAAGGGUGAGCUCUCCCAGUCAGGAACACAGAGCCCUGUGUGCCAUGGCAGGGCCUUGAUGGGUAAAGUGCACUGGGGUUCCUUAGUUUAGGUCUCAUAUUGUCAUAUUAUCACCACCUUCCCCACAGGCUCCUGCACUUUCCAAAAGGAAAAACACCAUGUCGGUGUGUUCUUACUCUUAUUUUAAAUUGUAUGUUUCCUAGUGGAGAUGGGGAGAUGGGCUUAGUUGAGUUUUCCUGUUUGUUUUUAAGUACAUUUUGGUUAUAAAGUAUAACAAAAGUAUAUCCCAUAUAUACUAAAAACCGUGCAUUACAUCUGGCUUUCCAUGUCACAUAACAAAGGUGCCCAACCAGGAAGCCAAUGUUACAACCUAUAGAAUGCCUAAAAUCACAGGGGCCUGUCCUAUGUAGACUGGCCCUAGCCCCUGGAAGGAGGGAGGAAGACAGCCUGGAGGGCACCCUGUGGUGAGGAGGCAUCAUGGCACAUGUGUCACCUUCUCCUGCUCCCAGGAUAUGGCAGCUCAAACAGCCCUUCUGUGACCAGAGAGAAAGGAAACAGAAAUGUUAACUCAAGACACUAAGCUCUUAGAACCCCUUCCUGAAGGUUACCGUGGGUGACACCAUGAUGGUUGUUCAUGUCCAGGACCUAGAUAUCACACACUCAACAGAAAGCUUGAUACACCAAGAUGGAAAUGUGUUGGACACUUCAGCAGGUAUGAAGGUCAGGAGGUUCUCUGUGCUGUGAACUUUGCUAAACCUGAAGUAUUAAUUUCACAAAGCAGUGUCCCUCAGGACUGUUCAGGCCCAACUCUGACAGUAGCUAGGACACACUAGGAGGUCAUUAUCACGAAGGAGUCUCAGGUAGGAUAACAUGUUUGUGUAGAGCUGGGGCUCUCCACUGAGAUCUAGGCAGGGUGGGUGUGGUGUCCGUAACAUUUACCCUGAUCCAUUAAUCGUAUCAGGAGGAAGCACCUCCCCAGUGAGGGAUACCAAAGAACUACAACUCUGAAUCUGAGUCUUUGACCAUUCUUCCUAUUUUGAUGUGUUUUUUUAAAUAAUUAAGAAUAAGUGUACAAGCCACCAUCUCAUAAGGCAUUGCUCUCUGUUUAUUUUAUCCCCAGCUCAUCUUACCUCCAGGCUGUAGUUGCUGCUUGUUUUUUAAACCUAUGUCUCCCCUUUAGUUUCAGACAGGUGCACCAAGGAUGGGCAGCCACCAGAGGGUCAGGAAUGGGGGGUGAGCUGCCUAUCACCCCGUGCUAAGAGUAAAUACACACAAUGCAGGAGCAGCUAGUCACUUCCAAAAUACUUUACUCCAGAAAUGUCAGCUCUGUCCAGUCAUAACUUUGAUCCAGAAAGAGGAAGAAAAUGAGCCAAAAUUCACAUCUGUAAGUUCUCAAAAUUAGGGAACCUCUCCAAAGAUUCCUUCAUAUUGUCAGCCCCAGACUACAUCAUGGGAAGGGCAGAGUGUAUGUGUUCAGUGUGUACAGCUUGUAUGUGUCCUUGUCUCUUGGCAUAUCUAUCAUGUGACAGUCUCCCCAAAGCUGAAGAGGUGGUUACACCCGAUCUGCAGCUUUGAACUGCUCCAUACUGGGGCUACUGAGUUCAUGUGACAUUAGGGAAUGGGGAUUGGGAAGCCUCUGACCUGCCAGGGACCAUGAACAAAUUAGUCACAUAGGUCUGGCCCAUCAUGACUGGCUCCUCAAUGCACUUUUCCAGUUCCUGGGGAAAUUUUCCUGUCUCUGUGGUAGUGCCUGUACUUUGUGUUUGGUGUUUGAAUGACAAGUGCCCAGCCUCAGAAGCACUAAUUGUAGCCACAGCAGGAGCUGAUGGUACAUAAGGAACUGAUGGGCCAUUCUUCUGAAUGGAACACAGUAGGUUAAAAAGCACAGUUUGUGGAAUGUUAAUGGAAUAAGCCCCUAAAAGCUGUUUGCUUUUCUAGGCUUUGAGUUAUAUACUUCUCAUUUGAUUUUAGAAUUUGGACACUUUUACAUGAAUGUAAUUCAGCCAAGAAACAUGUUGCUAAGAUACAAUCCUCAGUGUUCUCUGUAUGUAUAUUUCUGUAUAUAUCACAUGUUACAGCCUGCAUGAGCUUCCUCUCACACUGAGCCCAGCCGGAACUGAGCAUGAGAUGUUGUCACAUGUAGACAAAGGACUGAGAUGUUCUCAAUAAAGACUAAGACGUUUCACUACGA